Brachypodium distachyon (stiff brome) is the source of this 944-nucleotide messenger RNA. RefSeq lists its product as uncharacterized. The record is from RefSeq and is a predicted model, not a curated record. Gene Ontology annotation, molecular function: protein binding. The transcript is spliced from 2 exons. Lineage: Eukaryota; Viridiplantae; Streptophyta; Magnoliopsida; Poales; Poaceae. The coding region runs from base 32 to 562 and encodes 176 amino acids.
CAAGACCGCAAACCACAAGAGCGAGGGUUUGAUGAUCCGCCGCCGUUCCUCCUCCCCCGCUUUGCCGGCGGCGGCUCCAUUGCCGGAUGACGACGACCUCCUCAGGGAGAUCCUCCUCCGCCUCCCUCCACAGCCUUCCUCACUCCCUCGUGCCUCACUCGUCAGCAAGCGCUGGCGCCGCCUCGCUUCCGACCCCGGAUUCUUCCGCCGCUUCCGCGAACACCACCGGAAGCCCCCGCUCCUGGGAUUCUUCUCCCGCUUCCCCCAUGGCGCAGAAUUCACUCCCAUGCGGGAGCCGCCCAACCGCAUCCCAGCCGGGCGUUUCUCCCUGCCGGAGAAUGGCGACGAGCACUGGGAUCUCGUCGAUUGCCGCCACGGUCUUGCCCUCCUCCUCAACCGAAAGAGGCUCAAGGCCCUCGUAUUGGAUCCCACCACGGGCCACCAGCUCCAAGUAGCUUUUCCACCAGGGUUCAUCAACGGUCUGGAUACAUUCAUCCAAAAUGCAGCGGUGCUGUGCUCUGCCGACGGCCAUGUUCCCGGUCUGUUCAAAGGGAAGGUUUAGGAGGACAUUCAAGCUGGGGCAGAUCACGUUCAGCAGGCAGCCUGCACGCUGGAGUCUUCCAAGUGUUCUAAGGAUUGAUGCAAGGUCUGGGGCAAUCUGGUGCAAGGCUGUGAUGUGUUUUGUUGAGUUGGACUGGUGAUCCCAGGCUGACGGCCAUGCUCAUUUAUUUGUUGUUCCUGGUUACAAACUUUAACUUGUAUCGGAGGUUUAUUUCCGUAUCUGUAAGCUUAGCAGGCAAGCUCCCAGGGUUUGUCUAGACCUUGGUGGGAGUAGUGAUGUCACUUUAUAUAGUUUGUCUAGUAGUGAAAAUUUCCUUUAGAGCUGGGGCGCCUGGACUCAUCUAGUCGUUGCUAAUGUGUCAAAAAUGAUAUGGUGAUAUGUU